Molecule: messenger RNA, 1023 nt
Organism: Anisakis simplex (herring worm)
Lineage: Eukaryota; Metazoa; Nematoda; Chromadorea; Rhabditida; Anisakidae
Source: the annotation of a GenBank genome assembly
AUGCCAAGCUAUAUGGAAGAUGGACAGUUGUGCGUGGUUUGCGGUGAUGAAGCAACCGGUCUCCAUUACAGGGCGAUCACCUGUGAGGGCUGUAAAGGCUUCUUCAGAAGAACCGCGCAAAAGAAGAUCGAAUACACGUGCAAAGAGAAUGAACAAUGUGAAAUCAACAAAACCACCCGAAACGUGUGCCAACGUUGUCGAUUCUUGAAAUUGGUUUUGGAUGAGAAUGAACGAUCAGCGAAACGGCGGUUGAUACGAGAGAAUCGUGAGAGACGUGAACUCGAGCAUGUGCGGCACAUAAUCAAGGCGAGCUCGCUGUACGAGCAACAAGACCAGUAUCGUACCGUCAUCGACUCAGUCACAGCCAAUUAUUGUCGAUACAUUGAUAUUCCUGUUCGACUGCCGAAAAAUACGAGCACGUCAACGAUGGGACGUUGGAAGGCGAUAACAUCACUGCUGGUUCGUCAGGUGCUCGAUUUCGCUCGGAGUCUUGAUGUUUAUGAAAAGCUGUCCGAAUACGAGCAACAGAAUUUGAUCGGAAAUGAUAGCUGGCUGGAAGUGCAAUUGCUUCAUUUCGUUCAUCAAUACGAUCCCACCGAUUGUGCGUUGUUGUUGUCGAAUGGGAAUUCUUUUGGAAUCGAUAGUAAAGACUUACGGCUUGCUUCUGGCCAUUGCGAUCAGAAUGACAGAAGGGAGCUUGUGCGCGUGUUGAACGAAUUGCUGAGCAUUGCGAAGUCAUUUAAUGUGCUGCAACUGGACAACAGACAACUGGCGCUCAUAUCGGCACUGUUCAUCUACAAUCCAGAUCACCUCGAUUCAAAUAAAGACGUUGAAAUACUACACACCGAGUUGUGGUCAUGCCUGCAAAGUAUCAGCGAGUCCUCCUCAGACUCUCCAGAUUCCGUCAGGUGGCCACGUAUUCUGCUUAACAUCAAUCAACUUCGAACGGUUGUUCAGUCUUUGAAAAAUUAUUUCUUGAACCCGGAAAACGUCAGUGCACUUUAUACGAUUUUCAUUCCUUGA